GAGAGUAUAAAUUAGGACACUUCAGCACUAAAAAUGGCUUCGAAAGAUCUCAAAUUUAAGAAACAAGAAAAUGGUCCUGAGGCCGCGUGGUCUUCAGAUGAGAAGCCAGUAAAGGUCAACAAGUGGGACACAUCUGCACUGAAGAAUUCCCUUGAUGAUGGUGCAAAGAAGGUUUUGACAGAGAAGCUGAGCUACAGAGAAUGCCACGCCCUAAUGGACGGUCGACUGCUGAUUUGUACGAUAGCUGUUGGCUUUGCCGCGUUCGCUCUCAUCUGGGACUAUCUUCAUCCAUUUCCUGCUUCUAGGACGGUGCUCAUCUCUUGCGUAGUUUCAUAUUUCAUCAUGAUGACCAUCCUCACUGCCUAUACAACCAUCAAAGAACAGGGCAAGUUCCUGGUGGCAAUAGACAAAGAUCUGACCGGCGUAGAUCCUGAUAAUGUCUGGACCUUAUCUUCUUACAUGAAAAGAUAUGACCCCACAUAUAUCUUGAGCAUUGCCUAUUACGAUGGAAAAACCAAGAAGACCUACACAGCACAAAAAACAUCCUCAGUUGCAGACUUUUUUGACGAAAAUGGUACAUUGUGCAUGGAUUUAUACGAGCCGGAGGUACGGAAACUCCACGACAGUUUACUUUCCGAGCGAAAAACGAAAUGACUUGACUUACGUAAAUUAUUGAUACAGCGGGAAGCCGCUAGUGUCCGCAGUGUCUCGAAGAUCCAUGAUUGUUAGUGAGCGGUGCCUCGAUGUUUAUUGUUUAUUCCAGUCUCCCCGUGUCAUCUUACUUUCCAAAUCGGUGCACAAUUAAUGCUCAGUUAAUUCCUAUUGCCAGUGGACACCUUAUGUCACACAGUAUAGACAAUGAAAGGUAGGGCGUUGUCUGAGCGUUUACUGAGGCUAAAACAAGGUUUUGAUCAUCUUGACCCUCAAGCUUUCGUUGAUGGUUCAGAAUGGGUUUUGAUAUGACAGCAUCGAUUGUGUACAAAGUCAUAUUUCUGUACAAUCUAGAUUUAUAAAUAUGUGUGGUUUACUGUGCUAUAAUUGCUGAUGGAAAGUAUUUCCAAAUCCUGAUCAUUUUUCUUGGCAGUAUAUCAGGAUGGUUGAAGCGGUUUACUCUUUUGGAAUGGUUAUCUUUUUCUUGUUUGUCAAGCUAUUUUGACUUAGUACUAUGCAGUAGAUCUAAGGGACGAUGAUGAAAUGAUGCUGCUGUAGCAUUUGCCCUCUACCCUGUCUGAACCUCUCCUUUCCUUUUCUCCCCAUUACUACUGGGUGUAUCCUUUGCCAUUACUACUGGGUGUAUCCUUAAUAAUGUAGCCGUUACUACUGGGUGUGUAAAACAAAUGCUUGUUCAUCCUUUCCUCUCCUUGAACAUGAUGGGUUUGCAAUGCAUUUAUGGUCCGUUCCAGAAGAGAUAUGUUUUAUAAGCGAAUAUUUAGCUGCAGACCUUAAUUGUAAUCAAAGAUGUGUAAAAUUGUAAUUGAUGUUGCAAUUCAUUUAUAAUGUUUGUGUGUUGUAUUGGUUCAAAACCUCGUCACAAUCAAAAUAAACCAUGGCGUUUACUCAAGAAACAUAAGAACUUGUAUUCGUGGUUUGGAGGUGGAGGGAGUAUCAUGAAUUGAAUUUCAGCAUCUGUUUGUUGGCUUUGGGUAACUAGUUAAUUAUGGUGUACAAGUCAUGAUAGUACAGUCAUGUUCCAUCAGUACACACCUUACCAGUAAAUGGGCUUUGUUUUGCCCAAUCAGUUGCAUGUAUAAAGUCCUGAUAUCUUUAGUGACGCGUUAUGAGUUGUCCCAAUAUUAUGUCAAGUGUGGUGGUCAAAAAAAUUUCCAUUUUGUUCAAAUUGUGCUUAGGUUUUUCAUGGGCAUGUGCAUAUAAGACACCCAGUCGUUGAACACAUUGACAUGUUUGUAACCACACCUGUUAUUUCUUGUUGAAGAGAGCGUUAUGUGGGAAGGCCCAGCAACUCAGUGAAGACAAUGUCAUCCUGUUUACAUUAAUGUGAAGGCCAGUAUUUAUACCAUUAGGAAACAAACACAAAAUGACACCAUUGUGGGACUUACAGAACCUCUUGUGGAUGUAACUGACAUGGGCUGGAAAUGUAUUGUUUAUUGGACCGCUAACAGCUGCCCCUAACUGGUAAUGAAGUUCCUUAUUUGCCCCAUGAGCUCAGCUGGGCAAAGUUGAAAUGGACAGUUUCUUCAUUAGUUCCAUAGUUGGAGUGUCUUCACAAGUACAGUGUUCCACUGCCAUGCAUUAUUUAUUCCUGAAAAUCUAUCUAAAAACAGAAGAUAAACUGGACAUGUAAUUUAUUGGCGUACAGUCAGAAUUUGACAUCAUGUAAGAUUUAAAUAUUGGUGAAAAUAAACCACGGAAGAUAU
Lineus longissimus is the source of this 2375-nucleotide messenger RNA. Its product is annotated as signal peptidase complex subunit 2-like. Gene Ontology annotation, biological process: protein targeting to ER. The transcript has 6 exons. The record is from RefSeq and is a predicted model, not a curated record. Bases 34 to 654 code for a protein of 206 amino acids. Lineage: Eukaryota; Metazoa; Nemertea; Pilidiophora; Heteronemertea; Lineidae. Gene Ontology annotation, cellular component: membrane; signal peptidase complex.